This is a messenger RNA of Entelurus aequoreus (snake pipefish), 7124 nucleotides long. RefSeq names its product info WAP, follistatin/kazal, immunoglobulin, kunitz and netrin domain containing 2a (gene wfikkn2a). The transcript has 5 exons. NCBI's taxonomy places the organism in Eukaryota, Metazoa, Chordata, Actinopteri, Syngnathiformes, Syngnathidae. Bases 117 to 1823 code for a protein of 568 amino acids. Gene Ontology annotation, molecular function: protein binding; serine-type endopeptidase inhibitor activity. Gene Ontology annotation, cellular component: extracellular region. The record is from RefSeq and is a predicted model, not a curated record.
ACCAUCUAAUUUCCAGCUUACUGCGAGGUUUGUUCUCUCAGGACGCAAACGGACUAUUCCGGACAGGACUUGAAGGACUUUCCAUUCGUCGUCUCUUCCCGAGAGUGUCGGGCGCAAUGUGGUGGAUGUUGUUCCCGCGGUGGAUUUGGUUUCUUCUGUCCACCUUCCUGCUGUCCACGGGAGCCAUGCCGAUGUCCGUGGCCAAAGUGGUUUAUUCCCACGCAGGUCUGUGCCCCAAUGAGCUCAACCCCAACCUGUGGGUGGAUGCUAUGAGCACCUGCAUCAGGGAGUGUGAGUCUGACCAGGACUGCGAGACCUUCGAGAAGUGCUGCCCCAACGUGUGCGGCAACAAGAGCUGUGUGGCUGCACGCUACAUAGACAUCAAGGGCAACAAGGGGCCGAUCGGCAUGCCCAAAGGCGCCACCUGUGACAAGUUCAUGUGCUCCCAGCAGGGCUCCGAGUGCGACAUCUGGGACGGGCAGCCCGUGUGUAAGUGCCGGGACCGCUGCGAGCGAGAACCUCACUUCACGUGUGCUUCUGACGGAAUGACUUACUAUAACAAGUGUUACAUGGAUGCCGAGGCGUGCUCCAAGGGUAUCUCUAUCUCUGAGGUCACCUGCAGGUACCACCUGACCUGGCCAAACACCAGUCCAAUCCCUGCGGAAACCACCCUCCAUCCAACCACGGCUCUACAGACCACCCUGCCGGCUGACAUCCACCCUCCCACCAUCCACAGCGGCCCCACCCAGCAGGCUGUUUUUGUGGGCGAGACGGCCAGCUUCCUGUGCGAGGUCUCCGGGAAGCCUCCUCCGGAAAUCACCUGGGAGAAACAACUGAAGGGCAAAGACAACGUGGUCAUGAGACCGAACCACGUGCGGGGGAACGUCGUGGUCACCAACAUCGGCCAGCUGGUCAUAUACAACUCGCAGCUCCAGGAUGCUGGGAUCUAUACGUGCACGGCUAAAAACGUGGGAGGAAGUGUGUCGUCGCACUUUCCUUUAGCGGUGAUCAUGAGAGAGGCUAAGGGGAAGGACGGAGGGGGCAAUAACACUCAUCUGCCCUUCCCACCUGCAGAGUGCUUGAAAGGUCCAGACACGGACGACUGCGGCGAAGAGAGCAUGAGCUGGUACUACGAAUCGAGCAGGAACAACUGCUUCACCUUCACCUACAGCCAGUGCAAUAAGAACCGGAACCACUUCGACUCCUACGAUGUCUGCAUGCUAUCGUGUGGAGGAGAGCUGGCGGCUCCUUGCAGCCUACCCAGUCUCCAAGGCCCAUGCAAGGCCUACGAGCAGCGCUGGGCCUACAGCAACGCCCUCAAAAAGUGCCAGUCCUUUGUCUACGGCGGAUGCGGCGGCAACGAGAACAACUUCGAGUCCAAAGAGGCCUGCGAAGGAAUGUGCCCCUUUCCCAGGAACCACAAUUGCAAGGCCUGCAAGCCUCGGGGGAAAAUGGUGACAAGCUUCUGCAAGAGUGACUUCGUCAUCCUGGGACGGGUCACGGAGCUGACCGAGGAGCAAGAGUCCGGUCACGCUCUGGUGACGGUGGAGGAGAUCCUGAAGGACGAGAAGAUGGGUCUCAAGUUCUUUGGGAAAGAACCCUUGGAGGUGACUCUGCUAAACAUGGAUUGGAACUGUCCCUGCCCCAAUAUCACCAUGGCCGAGAACCCGCUCAUCAUCAUGGGCGAAGUUCACAACGGGAUGGCGGUCCUGCAGCCAGACAGCUUCGUUAGCUCCACCGGCGCACGUAAGGUCAGGAAACUUCGCGAGGUCGCCCACAAGAAAAGCUGCGGUUUCUUUAAAGAGUUCCCCGGCACUCAAUAGGGAGACUAAUAAUUGUUACCAAUCUUUAUCAAUUGUACAGACAAGUCCACCAGUCAGAACUGCACUUUUUAAAAAAAUCCACAAUCUCUAUGUCAGACAAGAACACACCUCUCUUUCUCUUUUAUGUGUGUUCUAAAUAGUAAAAUUCUAGUAAGAGGCGACUGACUUAGACUUAGACAAACUUUAAUGAUCCACAAGGGAAAUUGUUCCACACAGUAGCUCAGUUACAAUGAUGGAAAGUGUAAGGAUGGAAAGGACAAUGCAGGUAUAAAUAGCGAUAUAAAUUAUAACAUAUAUACGUAAUAUUUACAUAAUAUAUGUACAGUAUAUUAUACAGUAUAUACUGAUAUAUUAUAUUAUAUUAUGUCUAUAUCAUAUAUACAAUAUAUAACAAUUACCAUGUACAAUAUUACAGUAUAUGUGACAGCUGCAGCAUAAAAUAGAGAGUAAAUCUAGCAGAAAAUAGAAAAUAGACAUUAAAAACAAAGACAAACACAAAGAGGAGUAGCUAACAAUAAAGUUAAUUCAGAUACGAUCUAUUCCACCUAUACAGCCCUCUAGAAAACCUCCAACACCCUUGUUUAUACACGCUGUAUACACAGGCACAUUCAUGAUUACAUGUAAUAUUUACAGUAUUUCGGUCAUUUUAAGCAUAACAAUAACACAUGACUUUCACAGACACAUAGCAACAGUAGCUAUCUGCAACAAAUUCUAGAUAGUAAAACAAUUCUAGUAAGAGGCGGCUAACAAUAGGGUUCAUUCAGAUGCAAUCUAUUCCACCUAUACAGCCCUCUAGAAAACCUCCAACACCCUUGUAUACACACGCUGUACACACAGGCACAUUCAUGAUUACAUGUAAUAUUUACAAUAUUUCGGUCAUUUUAAGCAUUACCAUAACACAUGACUUUCACAGACACAUACCAACAAUAGCUAUCCGCAACAAAAACAUAGAGAGCAGUAGAUGACUCCCCAUUAUCUGCAUUGUUAGCCUCCUUGUACCAGCAGUUUUUCACUAUUAAGAACAAAUAUAAAAGAGAACGGUGUGUUUUCCCGUCUCACCCUGCUUGGCACUCAGCAUCAAAGGUUGGAAUUGGGUGUGAACUCGCCAAAAUGAUUCCCGAGCGCGGCUACCGCUGCUGCUCACUGCUCCCCUCACCUCAACUAGGGGAUGGGUCAAAUGCAGAGGGUCAUUUCACCACACCUAGUGUGUGUGUGACUAUCAGUGGUACUUUAAGUUAACAUAAACAUUGUGGAUGAUGUCCCCCUUUAAAAGUUACCAUCUAAAAUCAGGGAUUUACAAAAGUCUGAUGUGCAACAGCUUGAGAAAGAUAAAGAAACCUUUUUUUUUUUCCAAAGCUACUUCAGUUAUGUGCAGGCUUUAGCAGCUUCUUUCUUCUUCAAUAUGCUUGUUAUAACUACGAGACGACGAGUUUCCUUUAGAGCAGGGGUGUCCAAAGUGCGGCUCGGGAGCCAUUUGCGGCCCGCAGGUCAUUUUUUAACGGCCCCACGGCACAUUUUAAAAAUACCAUUGGAAAAUAUUAAAAACAUAAAAAAUGGUAUAAAAGAGCAAACAGGUGAAAUGUAACAAGAAAAUGUUGCAAUGUUUACUCUAAUAACACAAAGCUGCCCUGCAGACUGUUUCUUUCUUUAAAAAAUAAUAAUGAAUCAAAAUCAAUGUCAUUAUGAAUUAUUGACCUAUUCAAGGCUCGAAUUACGUCACAUUAAAUAUUCCACUUUGAGAUAUUUUUUGGGGAAACUGUUGCAUAUUUUGUUUGCCAUAUAAAAAACUGAGCUGUUUUUUUUUAAAGAAGGGCCUCAAACGAACAAAAAAAAAACAUAAACAACAAUAAAAUUUAUAAUUGGCGGAUAGAUCUGAAGUUGAGAUUAUUGAGAUUAUUGUGUUAAAAGUAAACAGUAAAAAAAAAUUAUAAUUUAUUUUUUAACACUUUAAUGAGUAGGACCCUUUUGGAUCCCCAAUAAUGUUAGUGUGAUUUGUUUUUAAGUGUCAUUGCUCAAACAAUAAUAAUGAAUUAAAAUCAAUGGUGUUAUGAGUUAUUGACCUUUUUAAGGCUCCAAUUAUUAUAUAAUGUCAAAUAUUCCACUUAAAAAUGUUAUUGGGUGAAAAUAUUGCAUAUUUUGUGUUUUUUCCAUAAAAAACUGGGUUUUCUUUGACAAAAAAAGCAUACAAUUUAAAUCUUUAAAAACGUUAUAUUGACAGAUAGACCUAAUGUUUAUCCAGAGAUUUAAAUCUUGAAUAAUAAUAAAAAUAAUAAUACUGAAUAAUGACACAUUUUUUAUAUUUUUUUGACCAAAACCCUUUGGGGUACCCGGGAUCAAGCUUGAGUGGAGGCCUAAAUGUAUAUUUUUUAUACAUAUAUUGUAUUGGUUUUUUAAAUAAAAAAUAUCAAAAUGGCCCCUGCUUGCUUUGAUUUUUCAGUGUGCGGCCCUCAGUGGAAAAAGUUUGGACACCCCUGCUUUAGAGGAAGUAGGUACCUCAAAAAGCAGAAUAAAUGCAGACUACGAGAGUUAAUCUUUUUGAUUUAACUGUCAGAAGGUUGGUUGAAAUCUUGCAAGAUAUGUGUAGUAAUAACACAGAUUAUUGGGGAUUAUUUCUGAGUUUUAUACAACUUUUGGGUCACUUUUGCUUCAAGGUAACUGUUAAACGUGGGGUGGGGGAGGUAAAGAUCGAAAAACGAUCAUAUUUCCGACACUUUAAAGCCAUUUAAAAUAGUCCUGUCAAAUGAUAUAUCAUUUAAAAUCCGAUUAAUCGCACUUUUAAAUUGUGAUUCUUUGUACUUAACUAAAUGACUUGCUUACAUAACUUAAAUUAACUUUAAAAAUGACUAAUAUUUUGACACUAAUGCAAAUUGAAGGCAAGAUAAAUUGCCUGAUUAAUCUGCGUUUACACAUGACUAUGCAAUAAUGUUUUGGGAUUAAUCACUAACGAGUUAACUCGUUAAAUUUGACAGACCCUAUACAAAAUAAUGUUCGGGUUUACUCAGUAAAAGUUAGCAUCUUGCUUUAGCAACAGAAAUGUGCUUCCGUGACGCUGGUUGACUUCCGAGUUGUUCUCAUUUUAAAAUGUUUUUUCUCCCCGUUAGACAUAAUGUAGAGUCUAUUAAUUUGUUUCCCCAUUAUAUAAUCUUUAUUAACUAUGCAAUUUUUAAUGUAACUGUUUAAUAUUCUAACUGCCAAAGCAGCAUAAAUAGAUGUUAUCUAUACUGCAAAAUAGCUAUUAAAAAUAAGCUACUUUCAUCUAGGGGUGUACCGAGCCGAUAUUGAUAUUGAAUAUCGCUCCGAUAUUAGCAACGACAACAAAAACAAAUAACGGAUGAUAUCGGCUUGCAUCUAGAAUCUCUGAUACAGCAGUCAACAGCUAAAUGUCCUCCGGUAAACUCACAAGUUUAGGGAAGUAUUUUAUAAAAGGUAAACAUGGUUGGCUAUAAGCUACUAGGAGCUAGCAGCUACACAACAGCUAAGCAUACAAUAGCACACAAGCUAGACAUUACUUGUGCAAAGCUGGACAGCCAGUCAACAGCUAAAUGUCCUCCGAUAAACUCACAAGUUUAGGGAAGUCUUUCAUAAAAGGUAAACGUGGUUGGCUAUCAGCUACUGGGAGCUAGCAGCUACACAGCAGCUAAGCAUACAAUAGCACACAUGCUAGACAUUACUUGUGCAAAGCUGGACAGCCAGUCAACAGCUAAAUGUCCUCCGGUAAACUCACAAGUUUAGGGAAUUAUUUUAUAAAAUAUAAACAUGGUUGGCUAUAAGCUACUAGGAGUUAGCAGCUACACAGCAGCUAAGCAUACAAUAGCACACAAGCUAGACAUGUGCAAAGCUGGACAGCCAGUCAACAGCUGAAUGUCCUCCGAUAAACUCACAAGUUUAGGGAAGUCAUUUAUAAAAGAUAAACAUGGUUGGCUGUAAGCUACUAGGCGCUAGCAGCUACACAACAGCUGAGCAUACAAUAGCACACAAGCUAGAUGUGCAAAGCUGGACAGUCAGUCAACAGCUAAAUGUCCUCCGGUAAACUCACAAGUUUAGGGAAGUCAUUUAUAAAAGUUAAACAUGGUUGGCUAUAAGCUACUAGGAGCUAGCAGCUACACAACAGCUAAGCAUACAAUAGCACACAAGCUAGACGUGCAAAGCUGGACAGUCAGUCAAUAGCUAAAUGUCCUGUAAACUCACAAGUUUAGGGAAGUCAUUUAUAAAAGUUAAACAUGGUUGGCUAUAAGCUAUUAGGAGCUAGCAGCUACACAACAGCUAAGCAUACAAUAGCACACAAGCUAGACGUGCAAAGCUGGACAGUCAGUCAACAGCUAUAUGUCCUCCGGUAAACUCACAAGUUUAGGGAAGUCAUUUAUAAAAGUUAAACAUGGUUGGCUAUAAGCUACUAGGAGCUAGCAGCUACACAACAGCUAAGCAUACAAUAGCACACAUGCUAGACAUUACCUGUGCAAAGCUGGACAGCCGGCCAACAGCUAAAUGUCCUCCGGUAAACUCACAAGUUUAGGGAAGUCUUUUAUAAAAGGUAAACAUGGUUAACUAUAAGCUACUAGGAGCUAGCAGCUACACAGCAGCUAAGCAUUCAAUAGCGCACUAGCUAGACAUUCAUAAUAAGUGUCCAUAAUUGAACAAUAUUGCAGUUUAAAACAUGCCAUCUGUCAAUAUAAACAUGUGCCAAAUAAUUAUAUUUGGAAAUUAUACAUACAAAGCAGAAAGUAUUUACAACGUUUCCGCAUCAUUCAGUUUAAUGCGUCAUUAGCUUAAUGAAUUAUUGUGACCACCAGGAGUCGCCAAAACAACUACCAUCAUAAGAUUAGUGUUUGUCAUACCUAUUGUUUUCCGUUGUUUAACAUUUCACACUACAAAAUAAUAAAAGCAUGGAGUACGAUUGGUGCUGAUAUCGUAUCCGAUUGAUUUCGGCCAAUACUCAAGGCUCCAAUAUCGGUAGGGUAUCUGAAGUGGAAACGUUGUAAUGGGACACCCCUUUGCAGAUGUUCAGCUUCGAAGUUCUGUUUGACUUCUGAGGUGUUUUUUUCCCCUUAGAUUUUUUUGGUUGAACCCCAAAUAGUACUAUGUUGUGAAUGUCUACCAGAAACCAUAAGCUCUUUGAUUCCUUUCAUUACGGAAUCAUUUACUCUACAGGAUUGUGUACAUCAACUACUCGGUAUUUAUUUGUCUCUUAUGUCUCAUAGAGCAGUGUAUGCAGUACGUAAAGCUAUACAUCUAAAAAAUAUAUGUCUAUGUUAACUGUGAUGUAUUAGUGUCCAUAUGGAACAAUAAUGAACGAAUAAAGAU